Phytophthora sojae is the source of this 984-nucleotide messenger RNA. RefSeq lists its product as hypothetical. Lineage: Eukaryota; Oomycota; Peronosporomycetes; Peronosporales; Peronosporaceae. The record is from RefSeq and is a predicted model, not a curated record. The transcript has 5 exons. Bases 1 to 984 code for a protein of 327 amino acids.
AUGAGCUCCGAGACGCUGCGGUACCGUAGCAGGUCGGUGCAUGGCACCACGACGGGGCUGUUGCUGCAGAAGUUCCGCACGGAUACGCACGCGCACCGCGCGCGCAACUUGGCGCGGACCAACUCGAAGCCGAUCGGCCCGCCGGAGCCCGACACGGGCGCCAAGAACGACGUCUUCCAGGCGCUCAUCAACUCGGCGCCUGGCUGCUACCCUGGAGACGACGGCUCGAGCGACAUUGCGAACCGCUACAACUUUUUCGCACAUAGGAAGCGCUUCCUUGACGUCAUGGCGGAGCAGAAGAAGACGCCCAAGGAGUCACACGAGGAGAAGAGGACGAUCCCGCCGUUUGACGGCAAGCACUACGAGGUCUGGCACGAGAGAGUGAAGCUUAAGCUGGAGAGGAAGAAGCCGUGGAAGUACUGCAAGGAGGACUUGCCCGAGCCGGACGAGAGCAAGGAGGCGGAGACGCACGCGACGUGGACGAGCGAGAUGGCCCACGCCAAGGAGAUCAUCUACGACGCGAUGACGAAUAACAUAAUGCAGACUGUGAAAUUUAUGGGCAAUACGUACCUGAAGUACGCUGAGGAGAGGGCCAAGCUCAGUCGGCUACGGCUCGCUCCCAACGGCAAUGUGCCAGAUCACCUGAGCGAGAUGCGUCGGCUGAUGGAGACCAUUGCUGGAGUCGGGCGUCCUGUGGACGAAUGGCUUACGACCAUCGCCAAGGUCGGAAAGCAGAGGGCGCCAAGGACAAUGAUGAUGAAGAAAAGGCGUUCUUUGCUGGUGGAGGAAGAGGUCGAGGACGUGGUCGCGGCCGUGGACGUGGUGGUCGAUCUGGAGGACACGGGCGCGGUUCCGGUGGUGGACAUGGUUCUGGCAGUCGCGGGAGCCAAGGUGGUGGACGUGGAGCUGGACGUGGCCAAGCCGGCAGCGGACAAAAGCCAGGUGGUGCUUGUUAUCACUGCCAUGAAGCAGGGCAUCAUGUGA